Messenger RNA from Echinops telfairi (small Madagascar hedgehog), 1769 nucleotides. RefSeq names its product oxoeicosanoid receptor 1 (gene OXER1). Gene Ontology annotation, biological process: G protein-coupled receptor signaling pathway. The transcript has a single exon. Bases 225 to 1769 code for a protein of 514 amino acids. Gene Ontology annotation, molecular function: G protein-coupled receptor activity. Gene Ontology annotation, cellular component: membrane. NCBI's taxonomy places the organism in Eukaryota, Metazoa, Chordata, Mammalia, Afrosoricida, Tenrecidae. The record is from RefSeq and is a predicted model, not a curated record.
ACACACACACACACAGACACACACACACACACACACACUGACAGGGUAGAACUGCCCCCACAGGGGCCCCAGAACAGAUUACAAGUCUUUUCUGCCACAGACCUGCUGGCUGGGUUUGAACCGCAGACCUUUAGAUCAGCAGUGCAAUGCUUCAGCAUUACAACACCAGGGGACACUGAGACCUGGUUCCCCCAAGGCCUUGGGGUCCUGCCGGCUCUGAAUGCAUGGUUCGCUGCUGCCUGGGGGGCAGCAUAGUACCCAGCAGCCUGUAUAUACGAGGGUGCUGGGGCAUCUGCAUAAUCUCAAGUGUGGGCACACCCAGGGAUGUGGCUCCCACCCCACCCCCCACUCCCACCUGCCUGUCCCCUCAGAACUUUCCUCCCACGCCAGGGCUAAUCUGGACCCCAUCGGAGUCUUGCUUCCCCUUCUGUCAGGGCACUGCCCAUCCCAGCCUCCAGCCUCCGCCUGGAGAUCAAGGUGGAGGUCAGUCUAGCAGCAAGGGGAGGAGGAGCCUCAGGCUUCCCCUUGGCCUGCAAACAGGAACAUUUGAUGCUGAAGAAAAACCCCGGAUGUUGUGUCACUGCAGUUUGGCCAGUUUGAUAGAGAGCCCUUCCUCUCUGGCCCCACUCUGCCCGGGCACUCAGGCAGGGCUGGAGGCCUCUGGAGACUUCUUCCCUCAGGCCCGCCAGGAGCGACCCAUGGGAUUCCAGAACCAGAGUUGGCCUGCUUCCCUCCUCAAUGAUACGGGGUCCCCAGUGGAGGGCUGCGCCCCCAGCCCCACCACCAUCGUGGCUGCCUUCAUGGCGCCCGUCCUGGCCAUCGAGUUUGUCCUGGGGCUGCUGGGGAACGGCGUGGCUCUCUUGAUCUUCUGCUUCCGCCUGCGGCCCUGGACGUCCAACACGGUGCUGCUGGUGUGCCUGGUCGUGGCCGACUUCUUCCUGGUGGCCAACCUGCCCCUCCGCGUGGACUACUACCUGUGCGAAGAGAUGUGGCGUUUCGGGGCGACGGCCUGUCAGGUCAACCUGUUCAUGAUCUCGGCCAACCGCACGGCCAGCGUGGUCUUCCUCUCCACCGUGGCGCUCAACCGCUACCUGAAGGUGGUGCACCCCCACCGCGCGCUGAGCCAGGCCUCGGUGGGCACCGCCGCCUGGGUGGCCGCGGGGCUCUGGGGCGGCAUCCUGCUGCUCAAUUGCCACCUGCUCCUGUCCUCGAGUGCCGGCAGCACCUGCCUCAGCUACCAGCUGGGCACCAACUCCUCGGCCUCGGACCGCUGGCACGAGCUGCUCUUCGGGCUGGAGUUCCUCCUGACCCUCGGGCUCGUCCUUUUCGCCGUGGCCAGCAUCCGGCGGACGGUGCAGCGGCGCGGCCUCGGGGGCCAGGCGGGCCCGCGCCGGGCCCUGCGCGUGCUGGCCGUGGUGGUGGCCGUCUACGCCAUCUGCUUCCUGCCCGCCCUCGUCUUCGGCACGGCCACCAUCGCGGCCUUCGAGCUGGGCUCCUGCCGCAUCUUCGACCUGUGCGCGCAGCUCUUCCACGGCUCCCUGGCCUUCACCUACCUCAACAGCGCCCUGGACCCGGUGCUCUACUGCUUCUCCAGCCCCAGCUUCCUGCGCCAGAUCCGGGCCCUGCUGGGCCUCCGCUCCAGCGCGCAGGGCUCCUCCAGCGAGGAGAACUCCCACCCUUCCCCCGCCCGGCGCCCAGAUGCCCCCGGGCACGUGGAGGUGGUGUUGAAGGGGAAGGACUUGGCGUCUGCCGCCAGGGAGGGGCAGUGA